This is a messenger RNA of Striga asiatica, 1658 nucleotides long. NCBI's taxonomy places the organism in Eukaryota, Viridiplantae, Streptophyta, Magnoliopsida, Lamiales, Orobanchaceae. The record is from the annotation of a GenBank genome assembly.
AUGUUGUGUUUCAAGAAUAAAGUUUCUUCCUUUCUGAUUCUGACAACGUUAACCAUGGUGUCUUUCUCGCUCUUUGCGUCGCCAGGAGAGGCCCAGAACGAUGUCGUUCCAAAGGAAACUCAGAGGCCUGUCUUGGAAGGUUCGAACUCAAGUGAUUUAUUGUUGGCUAGGGAAAGAACGCGCAGACAAGACCCACUUGAGGAUCACCGUUAUUACAACGGGGGUUGGAAUAUCAGUAAUGAACAUUACAUUUAUUCUGUGUUUUACACCGGUUAUCCCCUUUUCCUUACUGCCACUUUAUGGUUCAUUUUGUUCGGUCUAUUUUUUCUGCUUCUCUGCAUUUAUGGUAUUUCUGAAGUCUUCCCCAAAGAUGAGGAUUUUCACGAGAACGCGAAAAGUACACUAGACUUUGUUUUACAACAAGCGGACUCAACAAUCGAAAUCUUACAAAAUGUGUCGGGUUAUCUCACGGCUGCCAAGAAUGUUGGCAUCAGUCAUGUUUUUCUGCCUCGACAGCUUCAAACCAACAUUGAUAAUGUCAAUGGUAUGAUUACAACUUCUGCCAACACACUUGAGAGUGCAACCAAAAAGAAUAAAGACAAUAUAUUCCGCUAUUUGGAUGCUGUGAGGUUAGUUCUGGUUGUGGUAUUGUCUGUAAUGCUUUUCCUGGUUUACCUUGGACCCUUUGUAUCAUUUAUGGGCCCGGACUUUCUCAUAUACGUCUCGGUCUGCUUUGGUUGGAAUCUCGUUGCCACCGCUUUCUUUCUGAGUGGCAUAUAUCUCGUUCUCCACAAGUAAGUUCAUGUUAUUUAUUUUUUCCCAUCGAUAGUCUAAUUUAAGCACAAUUCUUGUUUUAUGUAAAAGUGCAAUGGGAGACGCAUGUGUGGCAAUGCAUGAGUGGGUCGAUAAUCCAACGGCUCACACGGCACUAGACCAGAUCAUCCCAUGCUUGGACCAUGCUACUUCCCAAGAAGCACAUUUGCAGAGCAAAGUAGUCACGAUCCAAAUGGUCCAUCUCGUAAACAGGAUUAUUGCUAAUGUAUCAAAUCGUAAUUUUCCUCCUAAUGCCGGACCCCUUUACUACAAUCAAUCCGGGCCGUUGGUUCCCCUUCUCUGCAACCCAUACAAUCCCGACAGGACGGAUAGGAUGUGUGCAGCUGGUGAAGUCGAUUUGAACUUUACUCAGGUUUAUAGCAUUUACGAGUGUCGAGUCUCCGAAAACAACAUCUGCACGACCGUGGGCCGCCUAACCCCUAGCUUGUACGACAAGGUGAGGUGGGCCGCGAACGUGAGCUAUGGGCUGCACCAUUACGGCCCGUUCUUGCGCGAUUUGGCUGACUGGACAUUUGUUCGGAACACAUUAACCACUAUUUACGACAGCCAUUGCCCAGGUUUGAGUAGCAACAGCCAGUGGGUUUGCAUUUAUCUUGUUAUUCUCUCGACUGGACUCUUUCUCUCGAUGAUAAUUUGGGUGCCCUACGGUCAAGAGCUGCGGCGCGUGAAGCCCACGUCAGCUCAGGCAUCCGAUUAGAGGAAGGGGCCAUGUGAGAUUAAAGUUUGUGUGUAGUGAAGAAAUUUGAAUAAAUUUGUCACUUGGAUUUUUGCUUCUGUAUGUAGUGUUGGGUGUGUAGAUAUUUAUUUAUUUAUUAUUAUUAUUA